Molecule: messenger RNA, 1842 nt
Organism: Oryza sativa Japonica Group (Japanese rice)
Lineage: Eukaryota; Viridiplantae; Streptophyta; Magnoliopsida; Poales; Poaceae
Source: RefSeq, a predicted model, not a curated record
CUGAAAGCCUGAACCUCUCGUCGUGUCUCGUACUCUCGUUCCCCUCCCCUCGCGUCGCCUCUCCACUUCGUCUCUAUAAAGUCCCACCCAAUUCUCGAUUCCCAAUCCAGCGCAGCACAAAGCCCUCCUCCUUCCACCGCAGCUGCGCUACCUACCUCCAAGAGGGCUGGUCCGCUGGUCGUGGAGAAGGAAGAGAGAUCUUCCAGGCUGAUCCCUCCUAUUGCUUUCUCCUUCCCGAGCCCGCUUGAGGAUCCCCGCCGGAGUAGGGAUUAGGGAGGGGAGAACAGGAGGCGGCGAUUCACCAUGAAGGCGCUCAUUCUUGUUGGAGGCUUCGGCACUCGCCUUCGGCCUUUGACGCUCAGUUUCCCAAAGCCUCUUGUUGAUUUCGCGAACAAGCCCAUGAUUCUGCAUCAGAUUGAGGCCUUGAAAGAAGUUGGAGUAACAGAAGUUGUUUUAGCCAUCAACUACCGACCGGAGGUAAUGCUCAAUUUCCUGAAGGACUUUGAGGAUAAGCUUGGCAUCACAAUCACGUGUUCCCAAGAGACUGAGCCCUUGGGAACUGCUGGCCCUCUUGCUCUAGCAAGGGACAAGCUUGUGGAUGGAUCUGGUGAGCCAUUCUUUGUCCUCAACAGUGACGUCAUAAGUGAAUACCCUUUUGCUGAGCUCAUAAAAUUUCACAAGAGCCAUGGUGGUGAGGCAACGAUUAUGGUCACCAAGGUGGACGAACCAUCAAAAUAUGGUGUUGUGGUUAUGGAGGAGGUCACUGGAAUGGUGGAAAAAUUUGUUGAGAAACCAAAAAUAUUUGUAGGCAACAAGAUCAAUGCGGGAAUUUACUUGUUGAAUCCAUCUGUCCUGGACCGCAUCGAGCUGAAGCCAACUUCAAUUGAGAAAGAGGUCUUUCCUCGAAUUGCAUCUGAUGCAAAGCUCUUUGCUCUGGUCCUUCCAGGUUUUUGGAUGGAUGUUGGCCAACCAAGGGAUUACAUUACAGGCUUGCGCCUUUAUCUGGAUUCACUUAGGAAGAGAUCAACCAACAGGUUAGCCACUGGAGCACACAUUGUUGGGAAUGUGCUAGUUCACGAGAGUGCCAAGAUUGGCGAAGGCUGUCUGAUUGGUCCUGAUGUUGCUAUCGGUCCUGGAUGCGUCGUGGAGGAUGGUGUGAGGCUUUCCCGUUGCACGGUGAUGCGUGGCGUGCACAUUAAGAAGCAUGCUUGCAUAUCAAACAGCAUUAUUGGAUGGCACUCAACUGUUGGACAAUGGGCACGGAUAGAAAAUAUGACUAUCCUGGGAGAGGACGUACAUGUAGGUGAUGAGGUCUAUACCAACGGCGGUGUUGUUCUCCCGCACAAAGAGAUCAAGUCAAGCAUCCUGAAGCCUGAGAUUGUCAUGUGAACUAACCCUCCUUUUAUGUUAUGGUAUACUCAAGUUCUUUUAAUGCAGUAUCUUUAGUUUAUACCUGUGAUCCUUCCAAGAUGUUGACCUAGCAUGUGUGUUACUCACAUUCUGAAAACUGCUUCUCAAUGAGAAUUCAGUGUGCCAUAUUUGAUUGUACCUUCAUUUGGACCAUCCAGUAAAGUUCUCAACCCUGCACCAAGAGGACCAGAAGAAACUCUUUUUCCUAUAAAAGAAGAGGAUCAGCCUUGUACUUUGUUCUUUUUGAAACAAAUAUAUACUGCUAUAUGGAACAGACCCAUGAUGUAUUGCACAAUUUGUAGCAAAUGAUGCAAAGUGGAUAAUAAUAAGGAUCAGGCAGAUCCAUAUAAACUAUAGGCCAAUUAUUUGUACAAGCUCAUCGCAAAAACUAGAAAAAGAAAAAAUAAAAGUAGAACUACUGGUAUGUAAGUA